This is a messenger RNA of Zerene cesonia (dogface butterfly), 3263 nucleotides long. Its product is annotated as solute carrier family 35 member F1-like. Gene Ontology annotation, molecular function: transmembrane transporter activity. The coding region runs from base 79 to 819 and encodes 246 amino acids. Lineage: Eukaryota; Metazoa; Arthropoda; Insecta; Lepidoptera; Pieridae. Gene Ontology annotation, biological process: transmembrane transport. Gene Ontology annotation, cellular component: membrane. The transcript is spliced from 4 exons. The record is from RefSeq and is a predicted model, not a curated record.
GGUGCUGCUCUAGUAGGUGGAGCUUGGAGGGGACAGAGGCUCGGUGUGGUCCAUGUUGCUGGUGCCACCCUGGGCCUGAUGGCAGUGGUAUGCGUUGUAUGGGCUGAUGUGGAAGGGGCACCUACUGAUGGGAAAAACCAGUUAGUUGGAGACAUGCUUUGUCUCGGUGGAUCACUGCUAUAUGCUUUAGUAACAGUGCUGCAAGAGAUAAUGCUCAAAACACAAGCCUGCUCAGAAUAUUUAGCCAUGCUUGGACUCAUAGGUGGCUCUAUAUCUUGUUUACAAACAUUUUUCCUGGAGUUUAAUGAAUUGGUUUCAUUCUAUUGGUAUGAAGUGGAGACUAUAGUACAGUUGGGAGGCUAUUGCUGUGUACAAACAGUAUUUCAAAUAUUACAGAGCUUUAUGUUAAGGGACGCUGGUGCAAUUAUAUUGCAUCUGUCAUUCCUAUCAGCAGAUUAUUAUACACUGAUUGCUGGAAUGUUCAUUUUUCAGUUUAAGUUUCACGCAUUAUAUUUCUUAUCAUAUCUACUGGCAAUGGUGGGAGUAUUCCUGUUCAGUUCGCGGCCCACUCGCCCGCCCCCUGCACCAGUGUUACCGCAGCUAGUUAAUGACUCUGUGCAGUCACAGGACAAUGUGUCUAUGGAAUAUACUGUACCAACAUUAGACUGCAUACCACUGUCAGAAGGAUUGGAACCGCCCAUGAGCAGGGAUACGACAUUCACCUCGUUUCUCGGAGGCCCACAAAACGUGCCCAAUGGUAUUGUUACCUUUGGUAUACCUAACGCACAAAAUUCUACGAAGGAACAAGAUCAACUUUAGGUUUUAAAUUACUCAGUAGAAAGUAUGAAAUUGCCGUGAGUCCAAAUUUAUAAUAAUUAUUUCUUUCUGUAAGAAAUGUCGAUAAUGUAUAACCUUAAUGGUAGUUUCAAUUAAAAGAUAAAAGGUGUGCAAUUGAAAAGUAAUGCAUUUUACUUUUCUAAUGGAAAUCGAAAGAAAGAAGAAAACUUUUCAAGUUUUCAGUAACCAAACUGAACUUAUAUGCACAGCAUGUGUAUUGCUAUUUCUUAUAAUUAUGAAAAAAUAUUGUCCAUCUUCAGAAGCAAAACAGAGUGAUGUUCGAUUUUUACCUUUGAUUAUCUUAACAUAUGUUUGUUUAGCCUCAAAUUGCAAGAUUUAUUGUAAUUAAAUUAACAAAAUGGCAAUUUCUUACUUACAUCUGUUAAUCAUAAUAAAUAUUAUGUGGAUAAUUAAUAUGUUAGGUGUGGAGUGUGCUGCACAUAAUUUAGUAUUUUUUUUUAACGAAAAAGAUACACUAAAGAUUACUCUUGCUAAUUAUAACUAUUUUGUUAACUUUUAUUCAAAAUAUAUUGACUUAGCUAUUUUUAAUCUUGCAUCAAUGAUAAGAAACUAUGGAUUUGGCAUUAUAUUCUAAAUCAUUUACAUAAUAAUUAACAGAUUAUAUUUCCUAUUCAAAUCCACAUUCAGAUUAUAUACUCUUCAUAAAAAAUUAUUUUCACAUAGUUAAAUAUUUAAAGAUAUUAUAAAAGUGAUUUUAAACUCCAUCUAGCUUUUCAAAUCAUAGAAAUUAAUGUUGUAUCAUUGUUAUAACUCAGUAGGUACCUUAGCACAAUAUACUCAAGAUAGUCUAGUCAAAUGUAUUGCUUUUAAAUAUUAUACUCAAAUAUAUUUAGUCAAUAAAGCCCAUCUAAAGAAUGUUUUUGGAAGAAUUCAGAAAAAAAUAUUUAAAUGAUAAAUAUAACAUUUGUAUAAUCUUGCUCAACGAUUACUUUUUAAGUGCCACACUCAACAACAUUUUUAUACCAACAACAUUUAUUAGAUGGCUCAAUAAAAGACCAGUACUAAACCCCCCUAAGGUUUUAACGAUAACUGCCAUAAUCGAAUUUUACUCUUAUAACUAUAUAGAAAUAUACUAUAACAUUUUAGACUUAAUAAUAAUAUAGAUCUACAUUUUAACUGGAUAGUGAGAGAGGUGUAUUGUAAGAUUUGAAGUUAAUUAGAAUAUAGCCUCGAUACAAUGACUUCCAUUUAUGUCAUUGUAAUUAUAAUAAUGUAUUGAAAAUAUAAAGUAUUUUACAUGCAUAAUUAUUUUUGCAAAGCAUCUAAACACAAAAAUGAAAUAUUUAACAAAAUUUAUCAAAAUAGCAGAAACAUAUUUUUGUUGCAACAUUACCACAAAAAUAAAACCAAUAUAAUAUUCCAGCUUAAAGCUUUUUCUCUAAGAACCAUACAGAUGGACUAAUUCCAAUUUAAUUAUUUAAAUAUACUUUUUAUUAAACUAUUACUAUUUUAAUUAAAAUUGCUGACCUUACGUUGUUCCUAUUCAUAUUUUACAAAGUACUAUCUCUUUGUUAUACAUAAUUCCAAAUUAUAUUACUAUUAAAUUCGGUUAAUUUUUGAAAUGGCUUAGAAUUUAUUUAAAUGUUGUUAUCUUUUAAGUAAAGUAAUGUAAGCAGAAUCUAGUCAAUGUGUUAUUAACUUUUAAGAUAAAAUUAACGGAGACUCAAAGUUGAAAUAAAUAUCACUUAUAACUGAAUUAAAGACAGGGAAGGUGUAAUUCAAAACAAAUACAAUACUCAUGUACAACUUACAUAUUCGUUUAAGUUUCAGGUGGUAUGAAAUGAGAUCUUAACCCUAUUGAGCCCACUCAAUAAUGUCCAAAUACCCAUUAUUAAAAUGUGUAAUCACUGUUCUUUAUUACUUUUUUUCAUUCCUAAUAUUCUUCAAUUGUACACAUUUUCAUGCCCAUUAAACAUUCAAUUAACACACCUAAGAAUAAUCUUACGGAAUGGUUGUGUAAUCACUUAUAGUAGGGCUAGUUUAGGAUCAAUGUUUAGAUUUGUAACUCCAUAUAAUGCACUAUGCCAUGUUCAUGUAUGUAGAGGAUAGCUCAAUUAUCAAAAGCAAAUUGUCUUGUCAUUUUUAUCCGAAGAAAGACUUAAGUAUAAUGUGAACAUAAGAUGAUUAAUCAUGGUCUAGGAAAUUAUAAUGGAGUCUAGUCAUAUGAACCGUUAGUAUUAAGAAGGAAUGGGUAAUUUUCAUACAAAAAACAAUCACUAUCAUCAUAUGAAUUUGAUUUGUAACACCAAUGAUUAUAACGAAAUAUAUUUUUGCUUUAAUAAUGUAACAGUGUAUUGUGUGAAUUGUAUUGUCAAGUAUACUUUCGUUUUGUAAUAAUUUUACCGAAUGCAGCAUUUAACAAUCUUUAGAUUGUAUCAAUAUAAUAUAAUAAAUUAUACAACAUC